CGCACUCUACGGCUUAGUUUGGAAGCCCAUAUCCCGGCCGGGAUCCCCGUCGCUUCCCAGGGUUGGCAGCCCACGCGGAAAUCGUCCCCAUGGAGUCCAAUAUGCAUAUUUGGAAGCCCGUUGUGUAGGGAUUUGCAGCCCGGGUUAGCCCAGUUCCCCGUGGAAUCGCGCCCGGCCUCCAGACAUCGGGGAGAACUCCCCGUCCCCCACUCGUCUCUUCGCUCCAAUCGCUCGCCGCUCGCCCUGCGAGGUCAAGCGGGGCAGCGCCACCGCCGCCGCCUGAUCUCCUCCGACGACCUCGCAACGGCAAGCUUCCCCUCCGGAUCAGAUCUUACAAAAAGUCGCUGCCGGGGGAGCCCUACGGCGGCCGUUCACAGACCAGCCGCACCUGAACUCUCGAAGCAACACCGUGAUCCCCACCGUCAUCUCCGCCGCCUCCGAUUCAGCUCCCAUCCGCUCUCGGGCCAUGUCAGGUGAUGUUUCAAGGGCUGCUUGGAACUCCACAUUCGAGAAAGGGCUUGUUGAAAUAUUACAUGAGUACAAGGAUAACCCAAAAUAUAAAGGUCAGAAUAGUUGGUCAUCAGAAGGGUGGAGGAUUAUCACAGCCAAGUUCAAUGAGAGCUUUCCCAUAGCUCACUUCACAAAGCAACAAAUUCAAGAAAAGGAGAAGGAGCUUAAAGGUAACUACAGGACACUAAGAGAUGCAAAAAAGGAAAGUGGUAAUGGCUGGAAUGAAUCUUUGUGCAUGAUACUUGCCGAACCAAAAAUCUGGGAGAAGUUAAUUAAGAACCAUCCAAAAGUAGCAAAGUUUUGCAAAAAGCCAUUCCCUCUCUUUUACCAAUUGGAAGCACUAUAUGAAGGAAGUAUUGCCACAGGGAAUCUAAACUUCACUUCAAUUCAGCAAAAGGAUCCUUUUGACGAUGCUCCUAUGGCUGCUCCAAGGGUUGCUCCUAUGGCUGCUCCAAGGGUUGCUCCUAUGGCUGCUCCUGCUGAGAGAAGUAUCUCGGAACAAAGCUUCCACAGUGAUCUUAGAGACUUUGGCAAUAAUCUGUAUGCUUCAAGUUUUGAUGGCCAAGGGACCUCAAGUGCACGCAAUGAACAAAAUGAAGCUCAAUCUGCUCCAAGUGAAGGAGGAAGUGGGAGAAAGCGUAAGCAAAGUCACAUUGGAUCUGCGCUUGAGGAUUAUGUGGAGUUUAAAAAGAGUCAAACAAGCAAAACUUUGGAAGCUCUAAAUGAAAAGAAAAAGCGUGCUGAGGAAUUUUGUUUUGAGAAGUGUGAUGAUCAAGUGGAUUCUAUAAAUGAAUUAACAAAUGAUGAGAAGUCAUAUGCUAUGGAGCUCUUUGAAUCUGAUACAAAUAGAGAAGUGUUCAUGAAGACCAAAAAUCCUGAAGUUCGUCUAAUUUGGCUAAAGAGAAAAAUCAGAGCACUUGCUGCAAACAGUGCAUAGAAGGUAGAAGUUAUUUCGUGACAGGAGUGGCACAAAUGCAGACCAAAGAAGAGAGGAAGGCUGAAGCAUGCAAGUGAUUUCCUAAAGUAUUGACGGACAACGUAGUUUUGUGUGAGCUGUGAUAGUUGAAUGUAGUAGAUUCAGGAAUCCAACAACACUUGUCUUGAAUUUUAUUUUACCGUACUUAUGUACCAUUUGAGUAUUAUGAAGUGACCUUUAUAUGAUGGUGAAGCUGAUUGAUGGCCACCAGUCAACUUAGUAUGGUGAUGUAGGAUUUAAUUAAUGUUGAUUUUGUAUGUUCAAUUUA
This is a messenger RNA of Panicum virgatum (switchgrass), 1754 nucleotides long. RefSeq lists its product as uncharacterized. The transcript is spliced from 7 exons. Lineage: Eukaryota; Viridiplantae; Streptophyta; Magnoliopsida; Poales; Poaceae. The record is from RefSeq and is a predicted model, not a curated record. The coding region runs from base 467 to 1447 and encodes 326 amino acids.